Molecule: messenger RNA, 1518 nt
Organism: Melampsora larici-populina 98AG31
Lineage: Eukaryota; Fungi; Basidiomycota; Pucciniomycetes; Pucciniales; Melampsoraceae
Exons: 3
Coding region: 1-1518 (505 amino acids)
Source: RefSeq, a predicted model, not a curated record
AUGGCUCCUACCACCCCAUCUUCCACCAAAGGCUCGAAUAAGAAGACCAAAUCUAGUGCCAGUAAGAAGAAUAAGGAUCAAGAUACACCUCUAGCUGAUCGACGUGUCUCUAAAACCUUCAAGAAGCUUGCUAAAGCCUCUGCUGAUGUCUCCAUGGCCCUUGACGCUCCUCCUAAACCUCCUACGCCUGACGAUGAAGAGAUGACCCCCCUUCAGAUCGAUUUAACCACGUCUGCAGCUUCUACUGCCCCUGCUGAACCUUUGUCUACUAUAUCGACUAAGCCAACUCCCUCAGCUGUUGAAUCAACCUCUGUUAUUAACUCUCAACAUACUACUGCUGAAUCCAAUAAAUCUAAAUCUACCAUUGUCUCCUCGGACAACGAUUCUAGUGAUGAAGAAGACGAAAUUAUUCUUCAAAGUGAGGUAGCACCUGCAGUUCUUGAUAACUCUGGUACUGAAAUUACUGGUGGUCAUAUUGUGAUCAAUCCCCCCUCUGACUUGCAAAUCUCAGCCUAUCCAAAACCCUCUGAGUUGAAACUCUUUACGGUCAAUCCUCUUGCUGAACCACGUCGACCUGGACUUUCUCCUACUUCGAAUCUUCCUUUUGAAUUGCAACUUUGGUGGAAUCUUUACUCUGAAUGUCAUGCUUUGGACUCUGAUGUGUCCCUAUGGGCAAUGGUAACUCUCAUGAAUGAUACACGUAAACUUAGUGACCUUGAAAUCAUCAAACUCACUCUAUCCAGUUCAAUCAACUACUUUGAACCGAUUGUAGGCCCUGGCUCCUCCAAAUUUGUUCUUGUUCGCUUCAAAUCUCACUCCAUCAAGGACAACUUUCGUCGUAAUAACCGUCUCGACCGUGGUGUUUUUGUUUACUUAGCUGGUUCUAUCCGCACCAGCCUUCUCAUUUUUAAUCUUGAACCAGUCUCCAAGUUAACUCCUCACAUGUCCAGUUUACUAGUUUCUAUUUCUGGUUUACCUUAUCACCUUUAUAAUCGUGACAUCACCGAAGAACUUUAUCAUAGUUUGAUUGCUCAUCGCUCAAAUGAUCACUUAUCCAUUACAUUCAUUAAUGAACCCAAUCCUCGACCAACUCUUACUUUUGCUGGUGCUCGUAUCUUUGAAAUUCACUUCUUACGUAGUGCUGCAGCUCAAUGGUUCAAACUACUUUCCCAGCAAGAUUUCUUAUUUAUGACUCCUUGGAACAGAAGAGGCGACGAGUACAAGCACCGUACAAUCAUUACUCAGUGGAAGUUUAUUCCCACCUGUUCAACUUGUGGUACUUCAUCUUAUGAUGCUUCUCAUCGCAUCAAAUGUCCAUUCGCCACCAUUCGAGAUGACCUCUUCAGAUCUAUUGAAAACUCUUUCAACAAUCGUGCUCCAACAGACUUAACUGAUGAUACCACUCCGGUAGUCUCUUUUCCACCAAAGGUGACCAAAACUGAAAAAAUAUGCGAACCCUGUCAAGCAUUAUCAAAAUUGAUCACCAACUGGAAAGUGUGCUCAUCAACCUCAAAUUGA